Molecule: messenger RNA, 2619 nt
Organism: Clunio marinus
Lineage: Eukaryota; Metazoa; Arthropoda; Insecta; Diptera; Chironomidae
Source: the annotation of a GenBank genome assembly
AUGAAUGUACUGAACGUACUCAUAAAACUAGCACUGAGCAGACCGAAUUCAGUAGACAAUUGGGGAACUUUCUUUCUCCAAAAGCUCCAAAACUUUUUCAACAAAACUGAUUAUUGCGAUUUAACUCUCCAGUUUUUGGAUAAUUCUCAGUUGAAGGUUCAUCGUCUUGUAUUGAGUGCUUGUACUGAUUAUUUCAACAUGUUAGAACAGUCAUGUGAAAUGGUAGAAGAUAUUCUAAUCAUGCCAAAUGAUCUUCAAGCAGAUGUCAUUGUCCCAAUCGUUAAUUUUAUGUACACAGGAACACUGGAGUUCCAUUACAAUAUGUACGAAAAAUUAUUAAAAACAUCUCGUGAGAUGAACAUGACCGUACUAUCAAAGCUUCUGGAAGCACAUCGUCAAACAUCGGGAAGUAAUAUGAAGCAAACCCAACCUGUUUUACUCAAUAAAAAUGCCACAGGAGUUCGAUCACAACCGAAAGUAUUUUAUCAAAAGCCGUCUCCUGCUAAAACAGUUUUUUAUAAACAAGGACAAACAAUCAUCAAGCAUGUAUCACCAACAAAGCCUAAUAUUCCUGAACCAAUUCAAAUAGUGACGAGGUUUCAACAAGAUAAGAACAGUUCACGGCCUUCGAGAUUCACUGUUCCUGACGACAUUGUUCCCGAUGCUGAAGGCUCUUUUGAAAGCAUUUCGUAUGAAAGUAAACCAUUACUAACGGCCUCACAAUUGAAACGUGAAGAAGAGAAUUCACCAUUUGAGAACUUACGUCGUGGUUACACAAACAAUAAACGGAUUGCAUCAACAUCAUCAUCACAAUCACCUCCAUCAAAGAAACCAAACUUGGAUGACAUUAAAGCUGAAGCAGAAGCACAAAGGCAACGGAACGAAUUGUCAGGUGAAGGUGAAGAAUUAGACGAUACUGCAAGUGAUCCUGACUAUGAUGCUGAUCAAUAUUUUGAGGAAGAAAAUGACGAUUCGGAAGAUGAAUCGAAUAGAAAUUUCAAGAACUCUUCUGGAACUGUUGUUAAACAGACAACGAAACAAAUAACUGUCAAUGAUUGUAGUGGUGGUAACAUAGAUCAUGCAAAAAUUCUUGGUGAAGUUCUUAAAAAGUAUCCAAAUCUUGUUAAGAACCCAAAAAAUAUUAAACUGAAAAUUAUGCAGAAACCUUCACAUCCGAACUCUCAACAAACGACAGCAAUUGUUCGUGUUGUUAAACAAGAUAAUCAAUCGCCAACUGGGAGGAACACACAAUUGAGAUCAACACCACCCAUUGCUAACUCACAACCGAAGAAGAUUGAUGCGAAAACAAUGCAUGAACUCAUUCGAAUGGGGGCAGAAAAUAUGAAAGGACCAUGGCUUUGUUUAGAUUGUGGUUCUGGUGGUCGACCAAUCAAAUUUUUACUUCAUGCGCAUAUGCGAGCUGUUCAUCGUCAUAUGGCGAAAAAUGAUGGCACGAUGGAGUAUAGUGAGGAUGAAGAAUAUGAACCAUCAGGCCAUGAAGUCAACAGUUCAGGGAAGAAGAUUGAAAUAUUAUCAAACAUUGAAAUUCCCGUUUCGGAAUCAAUAAAGUUUGAAAUUGAUGGAACAAUUGUAUCGCAACCAAGCUCAGAAGCUGAAGCUCUUACAAGCGUUGCUACUGGAAUUGCAACAAGUCUUGGAUUGGAUGAUCAAUUUAAUAUUGAACAACAAUUGGCACAAGUUCACGGCGAGUAUGAAGAGAAGAAAGAAAAUUCAGAAAUUAUUACAAAAUUAGUUGCUGAAGAUGGCACAGAAUUGGAGUUGACAGCAGCACAAAAAGAAGAAAUUCUUCAGCAACUUCAUUCACAAGGCGCAACAUUGACUGAUAAUGUUGUGAUGGUGUUAGAUCAAGGACAAUUGGAUGUUCAGUCAGAUAAUAAUCUCAUGGUAAUGUAUUCGGAGUCUCAAGAAAAUACUUCGAUUGAUACAACGACAAACAGCAUGUCGGCAAUUAAACCAGAAGAGUUGGAAAAAGCUGAAAUUAUCUUCCAAGAUGAUCAACAUGUUAAAGAAAAGCAAAGUGAUGGGGAGAAAUCAAAAUUGAUAAGUGAACUUGAAGAAGAUUGGACUGAAGAUGAUGAAAGUUCUCAACAAGAGUCAAAAGCAGAAGAACCAUCAAUUGAUACAUCACAAGAUGACACCGCAGAAAAUGAAGCAAAUGAACAGAACUUAAAUGAAAGUGCAGAAGAAAAGGAAGAAGAGAAAGAAAAAGAAGUAAAUGUUCAAGAUCAUAAGAAAGAAAUUGUCGAAGAGGCGAAUGGAAAACUGAAAGAUAUUUUAGACGAUUGGCAGGAUGAAGAAAAUUAUUCAAAAACUAAUGAGGAAGCUCAGUUAACAGAAGAUACUCCUGUCGUUUCUUUGGAGGAGAUGAAAAGUGAAAAUGAUUCUAAAUUAGAAGAGAAGAAAAUAUCCGAAGAAAAGAAUGAUGAGGACAUUAAAAAAGAACUUACAGAGUCAGAAGAUGCUCCAAUAGUAGAAACAUCUGAAAAGAAGGAACUUAAAAAUGAUCUACCAAAAGAAAGUUCAUCAACUACUGAAAAAUCAAUGGAAAAAUCAAAAAUCAUCACUGAUUUACUCGAAGAGUGGAAUGACGAUUUAUAA